Molecule: messenger RNA, 3188 nt
Organism: Daphnia magna
Lineage: Eukaryota; Metazoa; Arthropoda; Branchiopoda; Diplostraca; Daphniidae
Product: vascular endothelial growth factor receptor 1
Exons: 16
Coding region: 123-2822 (899 amino acids)
Biological process (GO): cell surface receptor protein tyrosine kinase signaling pathway; multicellular organism development; protein phosphorylation
Cellular component (GO): signaling receptor complex
Molecular function (GO): ATP binding; transmembrane receptor protein tyrosine kinase activity
Source: RefSeq, a predicted model, not a curated record
CGACACACAAUUGCAUGGCGUAGACGUUGGCUGUCGGUGUUUUAGAAACCUGUUGACGACAAUCAAAACGGUUUCGAGAAAAUCAAUUUCUAAAUCGAAAGUUCACGUUUUUGACGUACGCAAUGCUACUAAUAGCAACCUUCAUAUUUUUACCUGUAAUAACUCGUGCAAAUCGGCCAGUGAUGAUCCCCGAUCAAGUGCAACAGGUGAUCGAUGUAGGUCAAACUCUCAGUUUGUCUUGCAUCUACCAGUUUGAAACCGAGGAAGAAAGUAAAUCAGCUAACAUGACGUGGAUUCUGCCCGAUGUGCUCACCAAUUACCUAAAAACUCAGAACAGCAGCAUCGGACAUCGUUUUCGCUUCACGGUCGGUAGGAACGAAACUCACGUGAAAUCGUCAAUGGUUUUACAAGAGACCGUCCCCUCUGACACGGGAUAUUUUCGAUGCGCUGUCCUUCCUCAUAUCAAAAUCGACCAAUACGUUUACGUUUACAGUGAACGGGAACUCGUUUUCAUCGAUGUGUACCAUACCAAGACAUUUACGUCGUGGAAUGGUGAAUCUAAAGAUAUCCCAUGCAAACCUACUCAUCCAAAUGUAACCAUUUCAUUAUACCGGAGAAAUUUUUUGGCAGCUGAUGGAUGGGACUCGAUGCAGGAAUUGUCAAAUGAAUUGGGAAAUGCCAGUUGGUUGCUGAAACCUUUGCCAGAACGAGGAUUGAGGUUAACCAAUUCGAAAACUAGUGACCAAGAUAUAUACAAAUGCGUAGGCAAAAUGAAGGAAACUACGCCAACUGCUGAACCCACCGAACGCGAAUUCUACCUUUUCACCAACGAUAUAGAACUCGUUCGAGAUGGUGACGAUGAUCCGCUGGAAGGAAGCAACGUGACUCUGAAAUGUAUAAUUAAUUUAAAAAAUAAUUUCAACAACCAGCACAAGGUGUCCCUACACUGGUUUUACGUAGACAACGAAACCGGCAAAGAACAAUUUAUAAAUCAAACUAACCCUCCUAGAGGAAUUCAAGUAGAGUUUUCAGGGAAGGGUUCAGUUGGCUUCUUUCACGGAGAAGAAAUUCAAAGAUUAACCUUGGAAAGUUCCCUGAAACUGCUAGGUAUAAGACUCAAUACGCAGACGCGCUUUCAAUGCAGAGGCCAUGAGAAUCGACAAAUCAUUUCUCGAUGGAUUACUUUUCAAAUCAAAGAAAAAAUCGACCCAGUGCAGGUCCAACUGGGAAGAGGAAUAGCUCAGAAUUUGACUUGCAAUCGAUAUUUUGAUGACGUCCACAUCAAAUGGUUCAAGGAUGACAAGGAAUAUUCGGGACUAAUUUUUACGAGCAACAGUUCAUCGGUGUUGCCAUUAAACGGAAUCGAUGGAGAAAAUUCAAGUUAUUCUUGUCGUUGGAUCAACAGCCGAGGAGAAUUGAGAUCGAGAAAUUUCAAUUUUGCUGAAGAAACUACUUUUACUACAUUUACUAUUGCUAAUCCAAAGACGACCUCUGUUGAGCUAAUCAUUAAUUGCGUAUCUAUCUUCCUAUGUUUGGUAUCUGGAAUAGCAAUAAAAAAAUUCGUCGAUAGGGCUAAGGAAAAAAUGGAAAAGGAAAUUCAGAGAAGAUUGGAUGGAAAUCCUGAUGGCAUUGAUCUGAAUUUGCCGAUCGACUAUCAAACGGAAUUUCUCCCUUACGACAAACGCUGUGAAUUUCCAAAAGAUCGCCUCAGACUCGGAAAACAACUGGGAAAAGGAUGUUUCGGAGAAGUUUACAAAGCCGAAGCUGUUGGACUCAAAGACUCGGACGAAACUGUUACGAUAGUGGCCGUCAAAAAGGUUCUUUCUACAUCGCAAUUUAGAACGAAAUCAAAGACGGCCGGAUUAGACGCUCUCAUAAGGGAACUGAAAAUUCUCAAUUAUUUGGGAUCGCAUUUAAAUGUCGUCAAUCUACUGGGAGCCUGCACCAAAGACAUCAUCAAAGGCGAACUCUUGGUGAUUAUCGAUUAUUGUCGUUACGGCAAUUUGCAAUCGUAUUUAAUUAAACAGCGCAAUACAUUUGUCAACCAAUUGGACGAGGUCGGGAAUCUACAAUUGACUAACGAAUUUGUUGGAAUUGACGAGACUCGCAGUCAUGGCAUUGACUCUUGUGCAGAGUCAAAUCCUGGACCCUCAGAUCAUUUUGUAUCUCAAACAAUAAACUCGACGGCCGACGGUUCAAUUUGUCACGCAGAUGAUUGCCUUCAAGAAAUAGAAGCCAAUUGGAAAUAUGGAGAAAAUUCAGACCCUAGUAGCAAUGGACCAAUUUCCACCUGGAAUUUGAUCAGCUUUUCUCUACAAAUAGCCAAGGGCAUGGAAUAUAUCGCGAGCAAAAAUAUUCUGCAUGGUGAUUUGGCCGCUCGCAAUGUCCUUUUAGCCGAUCAUGGAAUUGUUAAGGUCGCUGAUUUUGGAAUGGCCAGACAAAUGCAAAACUACAACUACCACAUGAAAGGACAGGGAUUACUACCAAUUAAAUGGAUGGCCAUCGAAUCGCUGACCGAUCACGUAUUUUCCAGUCAAUCGGAUGUCUGGUCUUACGGCGUUGUUCUAUGGGAGCUCUUUGCCCUGGGCAAAAUUCCCUACCCAGGAAUGAACGGCCCUAUACUCGUCAAAGAUAUUCAAGACGGACUGCGAAUGGAGAAACCAGAAUACGCGCCUAAUUUCGUUGGGGAAGUGAUGAAAAGCUGUUGGGACAAAGAACCAAACGACCGACCAACGUUUCAUCAGCUGACCAACACGAUCGAGAAUUACAUGGAGCCAUUCGUUAGUUCUCAGUACUUGGAUUCAACUUUAAUUGAAAACUAAGCUAACGAAGACUUUGGUGACUUCCCUCGGAAUGAUUUGCAAUGAAAUUUGAAGAACAAGAAAUAAAUUCUCUAUCGUUAAAGGAAUUUUUUGUGGGAGGGGGUCCCAAGAUUGUUGGUGAGAAAGAAACAAAGGAAUGGACACGUUUCUCAAGUAGAGUUUACACACACACACACAAAACAAUAGAAAACAAUUCACUUUCAAUUGCGACAUAAUCAGUCAAAAAGCCGAACAUGGGCGGGAAAACAACAUCGAAGUGUGAAACCAAAGUUCUUUUUUUUUAUAAUGCUGUUAAACCUAUGUUUCGUCUUUCCGGCCAAUUUUCGUUCCUUUAUUGCAAAAAAAUAAACUUCAAAAAGAAAACUA